This is a messenger RNA of Penicillium digitatum Pd1, 1110 nucleotides long. NCBI's taxonomy places the organism in Eukaryota, Fungi, Ascomycota, Eurotiomycetes, Eurotiales, Aspergillaceae. The record is from RefSeq and is a predicted model, not a curated record.
AUGUCACUGGACAUGAAGAACUGUACUGAAUUAUUUGGGCCGGCCUUAGCACUUGCCACUGUAUCUCAGCCUAUCCGUUCCUCGCCGCAGGAGAAACCGGAGCCUAUCGAAGAGCCGGUCGAUGAAUUUGAACAGCUUGAUAAUGAGCCAGAAAUCGAGCGACCGCGGUUAUCCUUGCCUAUUCAGGAGUCUGAGGAAGAAGGCGAAGAAGCGAGUCCUGAAAUGCAACCCCCGAGGAUGUCUUUUGCCUUGGUAGAAGAGGACAUGGAUAUGACUUAUCAGUCUGUCGAAUAUCCUCGCGAUGCCAGCAUCAGAGACAGGGACCGGCUAUCAAUGAUGAGCCGAGCUACCGGCAGAAUCAGUGGAGAUUUUGACGAGACACGAUUAGAGAGCGAUGAUGCAGAUGAAACUGGGAUAGUGGGCGAAGAUGAUGAGGCAGAGGAUACAUUGAUGAGUGGGGGUGACUUUGAUCGAGGGGGAGAGACGGAGGAUCUAGGCCGCUUCCAUUUUGACCUCAACUUCCCAUCUCCUGCGGCUGCUACGCUUGAGGAUCCCACUGGCGGAGAUAUGAACGACAUGGAGGAUUUUGAGCUGUCCAACGCAGAGCCACCCCCAGCUGCAUCAGACGAUGAUGAUGACGACGACGACGUUGGAGCUGAUUUUGGUUUCGGACUCGACUUCCCACCCGCAGCAUCCCCAAGUGAGAGCCCUGGGAUUGUUGGAGGCGGAUUGCGAGAUGAAGCUAUCCCAGCCCAAGGCAAGCAAAAGAAGAUUUCACGAUAUGGAAUUCCUGUCCCAAACUUGCCUGCAGGUGUGGUAAAAAAGCUAGCAACUCGCUUCGCACGUUCGGGGGCUGGAUCAAAGGUAAAAAUCAACAAGGCCACGCUGGCCGCCAUCGAGCAGGCGUCCUCUUGGUACUUUGAGCAGGCGAGCCAAGAUUUGGCUGCGUAUUCAAAGCAUGCAGGACGGAAGACUAUUGAUGAGAGCGAUGUCACCACACUGCUAAAAAGGCAACGCCAUAUCAACAACUCCACGACAGUGUUUUCCCUCGCCCAGAAGCAUUUACCCAAAGAACUUCAGCAAGAUAUGAGAUUGGCCAUGCCUCCAUGA